Mus musculus (house mouse) is the source of this 1174-nucleotide messenger RNA. Its product is annotated as RIKEN cDNA 6030468B19 gene. The coding region runs from base 123 to 1088 and encodes 321 amino acids. NCBI's taxonomy places the organism in Eukaryota, Metazoa, Chordata, Mammalia, Rodentia, Muridae. Gene Ontology annotation, cellular component: extracellular region. The transcript has 5 exons. The record is from RefSeq and is a predicted model, not a curated record.
CUUCAAGUUAUCUCCUAGCUGCAGGCAGCCACCCGAGGAGCAUCCAGGGGCCUUGGGGUGGAGAGGCCAGACAGGAAGCUUUGGACAGCCUGAGCCAUACACAGCCCCAACCUCACAGACGCAUGGCGCUCCUUCAGCUGCUCCUCUUUGCCAUGCUGGCUGCCUGUGGCUUCUCAGAGGAGCAGACAGAAGGCAUCACCAUUGCCUACAAAGUACUGGAAGUUUAUCCCCAAAGCCGGAGGGUGCUUAUAACCUGCGAUGCCCCUGAGGCGUCCCAGCCCAUCACAUACUCUCUCCUGGCUAGCCGAGGUAUCCUGGUGGCAAAAAAGGUUGUGCAUGACUCCGUGCCGGCCUCCUUCAACAUCAAUAUCACCAUCAAGUCCAGCCCAGACCUGCUCACCUACUCCUGCCAGGCAACCUCGAACUCUGGCACCUAUGGACCCAGCAGCAGGCUCCAGAUGUACCAGGAACUGUGGGCUAAGCCAGUGUCUCAGCUGCAGGCUGACUUCGUCCUACGCCAUGGGGACUCGGGCCCCACUGUGGAGCUGUCCUGCCUGGCAUCCUCAGGCAGCCCCCCCAUCACCUACCGCUUGGUGGGGAAUGGUGGGCGUGUUCUUGCACAGCAAAGGCCACUUCAUGGAAAACCAGCCAACUUCUCCCUCCCGCUGUCCCAGACCACUGGUUGGUUCCAGUGCGAAGCUGAAAACGAUGUCGGUGUGGACAGCAGUGCCCGCAUCCCGCUGCCCCGAGGUGAGCUGGUCCUUCCUGGCCUGGAGCAGGGAGUUGUGAGGUGGUUGGGGCUGAAUCUGGCCACUGCGCAGGGCAGGGCAGGCCUAGGGGUUGCCGCACGCCUUCUUUGCCCCUUUCAUAGCAGAGGCCCGAGCCAAGCUGGUGACCACCCUCGCAGGGGAGCUGCCCCUGACACCCACCUGUAUUCUGGCUGGCAGCCUCGUCUCCAUAGCCGUUAUUGCUUCCAGGAUGCUGAGCUCGACCGGGUUGUGACCGGAAGACAGAGCCAUGGGCUUGCCUCCCUGCCCUGUACAAGAACCCACCAAUGGAGCAAAAGAGAGCCUGAGGUGUGGGGGUAGAAAAGGGGGGUUCAGGGCUGGAGAGAUGGCUCAGUUACAGCACUGACUGUUCUUCCAGAGGUCCCGAGUUCAAUUCCCAUAAUGUA